AUGACUCUUGAUAAACUCUUAGAUACUACACAUUCCGCAAACACAUACCACCCCCUCCUCAAAUCAAUAGAGACUACUUCUAGCUAUGAGUUGGUUCUUGCACUAUCCUUACACGCUGACCCAAACCUCCCAUGGUGUUCACUUGAAAAUGCCAACCUCGUCAAAUCCAUAAUGUCUAACUUCGACUACCAACCAUAUAUCCCACAAUUGAUCCGCCACUUCAAGUCAUCACUGAAAAGGAUCCAACGUACAGCCUUGAACAAGCACAUCCUGCUUGGGGAGGAAAAUCUUGGGGUUAUUUCCCAGGCAUGGUUCUUGGUGGACUACGCGUACACCCAGGAAAUAUGCAUACUAGCUAUGUUGCUAGUAGUUGAUGUUCUCACCACGUACUCCGUGCCAGGCAAGAUCCAGGGAUUCAAAUUGCUUUCCCACUUGCCGGAAUUGCACCACCCAUUGCUCCCGCAAGUAAGAUCUGCUGCAUCUAAAUGUCUUGUUCAUGUUCCACCAAUAACCCCCAUUGCCCACUCCCUUCCAUUGCUAGAAGAAGCCUACCAUUGGGUGUACAAGCUUAACCAGACAACCCCCGAUUACAUCCAGACCAUCGCCACAAUCUUAUCCACCAUCAACACCCCGGCCAGACCGUUCCUCUUGCAACAACUAUCCAAAUAUACCCGCCGCGUAUCCACUGACGUGUUUAUCAGCACAUCAAAGAUCUUCUACGCCCUUAACAAUAUCCUCGUCAGUCUCGACAUCACCCCUGAAGAAGUGGCCUUGGCCUUAACUAUCCAGAACGAUAUCAUCAACCUCAACCACAAGUUCGUCCUUACCUACGCUUACGACUUUAUCGGUGCCUGGUCAAUCCUACUGAGACGCCACCCUGGCAAGUUUGCGGACCAGUUGAAACGCAACAUCUCUAGUCUACAGAAACUCGCAAAUAAUAACGAUAUCGAUACCCUAUGUACAUAUAUAGCAAUCUAA
Molecule: messenger RNA, 978 nt
Organism: Candida dubliniensis CD36
Lineage: Eukaryota; Fungi; Ascomycota; Pichiomycetes; Serinales; Debaryomycetaceae
Exons: 1
Coding region: 1-978 (325 amino acids)
Source: RefSeq, a predicted model, not a curated record